CGUGCAGGAUGCGGUUCCUUGUCGCGUUCGUCCUGCUGAGCGUGGCGGCGGCGGGAGCCGCGCCGGGGGCGAGCCCGGACAACAAGGCGACGGGAAGCGGCGCCAGCCUGCCCUCCUCGAGCCCGUCCGCUAAGGAAACUCCUUCCAAGCCAGAAGUCACAUCUCCUCUGACCUCGUCUUCGGAAGGAGGCCCUGGCAAGUCGGUUGCGGCGCAGCCGCCCCAAAACGACAGCCUUGGCGAGUCGGAUGCAAAGCAGCAGACCCAAAACGAUGGCCCCGGCAAGUUGGAUGCAAAGCAGCAGACCCAAAACGAUGGCCCCGGCAAGUUGGAUGCAAAGCAGCAGACCCCAAACGAUGGCCCCGGCAAGUUGGAUGCAAAGCAGCAGACCCCAAACGAUGGCCCCGGCAAGUUGGAUGCAAAGCCGCAGACCCCAAACGAUGGCUCUAGCGAGUUGGAUGCAGAGCCGCAGACCCCAAACGAUGGUCCUGGCGAGACGGAGGCAAAGCAGCAGGCCCCCCAAAAAGAGGACCCUAGAAAGCCAGGCGCGGGGAAGCAGAACGAAAAAGAAGAGGGCCCCGGAAAGUUGAGUUCGGAGCAUCACACCCAAAACGAUGGCAGUGACAAGCCGGGUGCUGCGCAGCAGCCCCCAGAAGACCAUUCCAACAAGCCCAUCUCCAACUCCUCCUCUGAUAACAAGGAGCACCCCCAACCUGACGUGAACCAGCCAGCUGACAAAGGAAAGGUCUCUCCGCCCGCUUCCAGAACGGAAUCUGGGAACGGGUCCGUGGGCUCUGCGCUCACUUCACAGCCGGAGGGAGAUCAGCCUUCAGAGCCUGCUGGAGAUGGGGAGCUCGGGGAGACUGAGGAAGGUGAGACAGGGCCGGAAGAGGGCUCACUGCCCAAAGAAGAGGAUGGAAAGAUGCCUGGUCGCGCCUCCAGUGAGACCCGUGGAGAGACGCUUUUGGAUUCCGCGAGUGGCGAGAAGGAUGACCUUUAUAAGGGCGGUUCUGGAAGUGCUAGGGCAGAGAGUAGCCACUUCUUUGCGUAUCUGGUGACCGCAGCCAUUCUUGUCGCUGUCCUCUACAUUGCUUAUCACAACAAGAGAAAGAUUAUAGCUUUUGCCCUGGAAGGAAAAAGAUCCAAAGUCACUCGGCGGCCAAAGGCCAGUGACUACCAGCGUUUGGACCAGAAGUCCUAACAGGAUGGUAUGUUCCUCUGGAAAAUGAAGAUGUUGCUGUUGGAUUGUGCUGCUCUCCUUUCAGCUUUGAUUUUUGUCCUUGAGAACCUUGUCCUCCCUGCUGAUUUUGUUCCAAAUCAAGAAAACUGAAGAGAAAAGCACUGUGACCUAGGAGACACCCUCCUCUAGGGUUGGGUGGCAAGUCUGGCCUGGCAGAGGCGGGGGAUGGCUUUGGGGUUUGCACCUGCACUUUGGCGACAUUGUUCUGCGUUCCCUUGAUUUUUCCAGAGCAUCCAUCCUUUCCUUCCUGAGCGAAUGGAGGAGUGCAUGGAAACAUGGCAGUGACCAAAGGGAGACCCAAGCCCUGGGCAGACUGGGCUGCAGACCGUGCUCCCAAGGGACCAGGCUCUGUAUAAAGUUAGCUCCUGACUGUGGCCCCCUGACUGCAGCAUUGCCCCCUCCGCUGUUAGUCUUUGCAGACCUCAGAGAAAACUACAGGUAGAAUUUUGGGAAAAGACAUAGAGCAUGGCGAAAUGCUGAUGGUCAAGGGGCUACCUCGAACCCAUAAUUUUCUUCGCAGGCUUCAGCAGCAAACCAAAAUGGCAGGUUGAAGGAGGCUUUAAUGCCUGCAGGUCUAGCCUGCCGGGCAUAAGUUCUUCAUGACUUUCUGGUCUUUUAUAUGACUAUUUUAUAUGACUCGAGGCACCUCCAUGUGGUUGUGCUGAGAAUAAAACCAAAUGCUGGAAGUCA
Carlito syrichta (Philippine tarsier) is the source of this 1928-nucleotide messenger RNA. It is a transcript of the gene TGOLN2, whose product is annotated as trans-golgi network protein 2. The coding region runs from base 9 to 1199 and encodes 396 amino acids. Gene Ontology annotation, cellular component: trans-Golgi network transport vesicle; trans-Golgi network; endosome. NCBI's taxonomy places the organism in Eukaryota, Metazoa, Chordata, Mammalia, Primates, Tarsiidae. The transcript has 4 exons. The record is from RefSeq and is a predicted model, not a curated record.